AUGGCUGAAAAGCCAUUCAUUGUAUUCGUUCUGGGACCACCAGCAUCGGGAAAAGGAACGCUAUGCAAACGCCUCGCAGACGCCCACAAACAGUACCUUUAUCACCUAUCUGUUGGGGACUAUCUUCGCUACCUGAUCAAUGGCCCCUUGAGCGAUCAAGCCGACAUCAUUGAUUCAGUAAGGUCUGGUGGUACACGAGGCUUAGUGCGCGGGGAUGUCAUCGUUUCCCUUUUGUUGGAUAAGAUCAAUGAGGAGAUGGGUAAAGGCAAAUCGGUCUUUCUCCUCGAUGGGUUCCCUCGAAAUCUGGAGCAGGACGAGGCGUUCAAAGCGUUGAUGAAUACCGAAUUCAAUCGCGGCACACCUGACCUGACGAUUUCAAUAUCGUGUCCAAGGGAGACCGCCAGAGCAAGGUAUCUCAAUCGAAAAAGAGGUGAUGAUAGUGAAGAACUGUUUGAUAAGAGGUAUUCCGAUUACGAAGGGCGGGAUAGGAAGGUUGUAGAGCUGUAUCAGAAGAACUUAGUCGAGGUUAGGGCUGUUGAAGGCCGGAGCAUUGACCAAUCAUUUCAGGAGAUGACUGAGGCUUUGUAUAGGACCCCAGCAUGGAAGGCCAUGAUGUCAAAGGCGUAA
Mollisia scopiformis is the source of this 627-nucleotide messenger RNA. RefSeq names its product P-loop containing nucleoside triphosphate hydrolase protein. The transcript has 4 exons. The record is from RefSeq and is a predicted model, not a curated record. Gene Ontology annotation, molecular function: ATP binding; AMP kinase activity. Gene Ontology annotation, cellular component: cytoplasm. Gene Ontology annotation, biological process: nucleobase-containing compound metabolic process. The coding region runs from base 1 to 627 and encodes 208 amino acids. NCBI's taxonomy places the organism in Eukaryota, Fungi, Ascomycota, Leotiomycetes, Helotiales, Mollisiaceae.